This is a messenger RNA of Lepus europaeus (European hare), 3592 nucleotides long. It is a transcript of the gene STAMBPL1, whose product is annotated as STAM binding protein like 1. Gene Ontology annotation, cellular component: endosome; membrane. Gene Ontology annotation, molecular function: protein binding; K63-linked deubiquitinase activity; metal-dependent deubiquitinase activity. NCBI's taxonomy places the organism in Eukaryota, Metazoa, Chordata, Mammalia, Lagomorpha, Leporidae. The record is from RefSeq and is a predicted model, not a curated record. The coding region runs from base 441 to 1751 and encodes 436 amino acids. The transcript has 11 exons. Gene Ontology annotation, biological process: protein K63-linked deubiquitination.
CCUGAGGCGGCUGCAGCACGGACGGCUGCCGCGGGCGCGGGGUGGGCCGGCCUGCGCGUGGGUUUGGAGGGAGCUGUCUGCUCCGGCACUGGAGCGUCCGGCCGCGGAGGGAGGAAGAGGAGGACUACCGGGAGGAGGUAGAGGCGGAGGAGAGCCACGCACCGAGCUCGCGCGAGCAGGACUGGCCCCUUUCACAGACCGCCGCGGAGAGGGGGAGGAGGCUCCGCCGAGGCCAGCGAGCGGGCGCCUCUCCUCGCCGGGUGCCGGUUCCAUCCCGGGGCAGUGCCUUCCAGCAAACGCUGCAGCGGCCAGACGGAUGCCAGGGCCACACGGCCGGCGCGCGGGUAGCCGCCGUCCCACGCGGGCUCCGGGCGCCCGGGGCUGCUGAUGAAGUGAUUGAGAAGAAAGAGUGAACAUCUUCAUUUUGUAAACAGGACAACAUGGACCAGCCAUUUACUGUGAAUUCUCUGAAGAAGCUAGCUGCUAUGCCUGAUCACACAGAUGUUUCCCUGAGCCCAGAGGAGCGAGUGCGUGCCCUAAGCAAGCUCGGUUGCAACAUCACCAUCAGUGAAGACAUCACUCCACGCCGCUACUUCAGAUCAGGAGUGGAGAUGGAGAGAAUGGCGUCUGUGUAUUUGGAAGAAGGAAACUUGGAAAAUGCCUUUGUUCUUUAUAAUAAAUUUAUAACCUUGUUUGUAGAAAAGCUUCCUAGCCACCGAGAUUACCAGCAAUGUGCAGUCCCGGAAAAGCAGGAUAUUAUGAAGAAACUGAAGGAGAUUGCAUUCCCAAGGACAGAUGAAUUGAAAAAGGACCUUUUAAAGAAAUAUAAUGUAGAAUAUCAAGAAUAUUUGCAAAGCAAAAACAAAUACAAAGCUGAAAUUCUCAAAAAACUGGAGCAUCAGAGAUUGAUAGAGGCGGAGAGGAAGCGGAUUGCUCAGAUGCGCCAGCAGCAGCUGGAAUCGGAGCAGUUUCUGUUUUUUGAAGAUCAGCUCAAGAAGCAAGAGUUAGCCCGGGGUCAGAUGCGAAGCCAGGAGAGCCCGGCGCUGUCAGAGCAGAUUGAUGGGAGUGCUUUGUCCUGCUUUUCCACGCACCAGAACAAUUCCUUGCUGAAUGUAUUUGCAGAUCAGCCGAAUAAAAGCGAUGCAACCAGUAUUGCCAGCCACUCUCCUCCAGUGAACCGGGCCUUAAAGCCAGCUGCUACUCUAAGUGCCGUGCAGAAUUUAGUCGUUGAAGGGCUGCGAUGUGUAGUUUUAUCAAGAGAUCUUUGCCAUAAAUUUCUGCAGCUGGCAGAAUCCAAUACCAUGCGAGGCAUAGAAACCUGUGGCAUCCUCUGUGGAAAGCUGACACAUAAUGAAUUUACGAUUACUCAUGUAAUUGUGCCAAAGCAGUCUGCAGGGCCAGACUAUUGCGACAUGGAGAAUGUCGAAGAAUUAUUCAGUGUUCAGGAUCAGUACGACCUUCUCACUCUGGGAUGGAUCCAUACACAUCCCACCCAAACUGCAUUCUUAUCCAGCGUUGAUCUUCACACUCACUGCUCCUAUCAGCUCAUGUUGCCAGAGGCUAUUGCCAUCGUAUGUUCACCAAAGCAUAAUGACACUGGCAUCUUCAGGCUCACCAAUGCUGGUAUGCUUGAGGUUUCUGCUUGUAAAAAGAAGGGCUUUCAUCCACACACCAAGGACCCCAGGCUGUUCAGUAUAUGCAAACAUGUGCUGGUAAAGGACAUCAAAAUAAUUGUGUUGGAUCUGAGGUGAUGUGUUCUGAACAUAAGCACCAUCAACACCUUACUUCUGCCCCAUGGACAUAUGGUUGCUGGAUUUUCUUAAGAUGUUUCCAGAAAUGACUGCUAUUUUAUAUUUAUACAUUUUAGAUCAGAAAGUUUGAUAUUUAUUGCUCUUGCAUAUUUUGAUGUUUUCUUUUGGGCUUUCUCUGUCUCAAGAGAGGUCACAUGGUAUAAAAUCAGUACCUAUCAGUGUGCCCAAAUCCUACAACCUGAUAAUAAAUUGUGCUGCAAACAAUAUAUAUCUGAUACAGAAGUCUCUGCAUAUGGUCUAGGAGCUUCAGAUGUUUCACGGUAUUUUUGUUCAUUCAUGUAAAAUGUAUUUCCAAGCAAGAAACUCUGAAUACUGGUAAUCUGAUGUUCUUACUACAGCCUUUCCCUGUGUGAGAAGGUAAGCAGUUUCCUGUGUGAGAGGAGGGAGUGACUGCGAUGGGUGGAGUCCAUCCUGUGCUUUCAGUGUUGACAAACCCCAGGCUGGGUGUAUCAUAGAGAUUCAUAGGAACAGCAGGGUUUGACUCAGGGAUCAGGUGUCAGAGGGCCUGGAGCAGCAGAUGAGUCACGAAAACUAGAAACAGAGAUAAUUGAGAGAGGAAUAAAACAAGGCUCAAUUUUCAAAAAGAACUGCCAGUUGAUAAGUCACACUAGGUAAUACAUUUCAACUUAUGGAAGAACAGUCUUCUGGGAAGAAAAGGUUUUUUAAAAUGAAAGUUAUAUAUUUUGAUAAUGUUGCUUUAUGAUUAUAAUGUAAUAAAUGUUAUAAUAUUUUUAUAGUUAAUUAUUUCUUUUCCUUUUAUUUAAAAGGCAGAGAGACAUACAGAGAUCCUCCAUCUGCUGGUUCAAUCCUCAAAUGCCUGCAUCAGCUGAGACUGAACCAUGCUGAAGUCAGGAGCCUGGAGCUCCAUUGCAGCAUCUCUUGGGGGUGGCAGAGACUCGGUUAGUUGAGCCGUCACCUGCUGUCUCCAAAGUGUGCACGUUAGCAGGAGGCUGAAUCAGAAGCAGAGCCAGGACUUAAAUCAGGCACUCCAAUAUGGGAUGCAGGUGUCCCAAAUGAAGACUUAACUGCACACCAAAUGCCCAGUGCUAUUUUUAUAUUUAAAGGAAUUCAUAAAAACUAUAUUCCUGAAUUUGUUUGAAUAAUCAAAGAAAAGCCAGAGAAAUGGAAAACAUGAAGAAAUCCAGGAGAGGGAACACAAUUUAGGAAGGAAGUUUAUUAUCCUCUAAUGGUGUGUCAGUGUGGCUUGUCAGAACUCAGAGUAGGGGUAGGACGAACAGAGAAUGAGAGAAAAACAGAGAAGGACCCCAGAGAAGGGCAAGUAGGCUAAGAGUCUUGCAGACUGGCCUUAUUGAAAGUUUUCUUUUGAAGUAAAUGCCUUGGCACUAUCCAGGCCAUGAGACCUUCUAAACCCAAAUGGAAAUACUUAGAGUUUCCCUCUUCAUCAAGCAGAAUUGUUUACCAAUCUAUGUCAGGUAAACAAGAGUUGAGAGUGAAAAACCAAAGGUAUUUGCUCAGAUUAGUCAUUGGGUGGUUCUGGAUGUCCCAGUGGAAUGAAUGGUGAAUCCAUAUUCCCAAGUCUGAAGACAACAUUCAAAAUUUCCUCUCUGUAUUUUUCUAGGAGAUAAUGUGUUUACAAGUGGCUCCAAAAAUGAGUUCUGUUCUCUUCCCAUGUAAAGGCCAAUGAACAAAGAGAGAAAAACAAACAACUGGAAGAUACCUGCUCUGUUCCUGUGGGAAAUUUAGUGACUUUACCUACAGAAAUGAUUUGUGAACUAAGUGAUUUAGAAAACUCCUUUCAGCAAUAAAAUUUCAGCACUGAU